This is a messenger RNA of Periconia digitata, 247 nucleotides long. Lineage: Eukaryota; Fungi; Ascomycota; Dothideomycetes; Pleosporales; Periconiaceae. The record is from the annotation of a GenBank genome assembly.
CGUGAUCAUAUUCAGUCGCUUUCACAUUGGCUCUAUAAUGCAUCUUUCAGAUCCAUUUCCAAUGAGAGCGUUGAUCAGUUUAAAUCAGUCGUUAACAUUGACGGCAGAUUUUCCACCCACCAACGUAACAUCCCCAUCCCGUAAGCCGGCCCAAUCCACCUAUUGGAGCGCAAGUCCUUCAUCAACACUUACAUGUAAUCGCCAUUUCAAACCCGUCAGCACAAUAUCUCACCCACUAGAGAUUUGA